AUGUACAAAUACUAUUAUACGCCUCACGAGAAUAGUCUUGGCGAUGCUCAUAACAAUAGUUCUGGCAUGCGUCCUCAUGACGAACAAGUAUUAACAGUAGAAGAGGAUGAAAAUUACUUUAGCGUGCAUCAAAAAUACAUCAAGAUAACACCUAGCCGAAACCAUAGCUAUCGCCCUAUGGCUAACUCUGCUACAGCACCUAUGAGUUUCAUGGGUCACUCUUCCUUUUCAGCCUUAUCCACAUCACUGCCUACGGUCUAUUACUCCUCGCCUUCCCCUAUGCCCUCCUCUUGCCCAUCAAAUCUAUCACUUCAGCAUCUUUAUGAUGAUAUAUUGAGCUUUACCAGUGACAGCCAUUACGAUUUGGACUUUACUCACACGGAUGCAUCAGUGACGGAUGAUCCAAUGAAUGAUCCAUACUUUAUGGCUUUCUUGUCCUCGUUACCGUCAAGCAACGACGAGACUACCGUACCUCCGACGACGACGGCGACGACCACAACGCCGACGACAACGCCGCAUUCUACCGCUAACACGACUCAGAUGAUGGCCAUGAGCCCAACCUCUUUACAGCAGCCAGCAGCCGUGACACAACAAACGAUGCUUCUCCUUCCUCAUCUUGAGCAAAAACAGAACCAAGAGGAUCAGGCAAUGCAUAGCUCUGAGGAACAACAGCCGAAAUCAACGAAUAGUUUGAGCAGAAAGAAGAAAAAACCAAUGAAACGCAAACCGGCCCAUCACCAUAGCUCAGACGUUUCGACAAGCACUACGAAUGCAACGACCAAGCGUCAGGAUAAGACGACGACGACGACGACAAAGAGUCAUCACCAUCACCCUAGCCAUUCUAGUAAUAAGCUAGGGCAAUGUGAGCAUCCAAAACACGUCCUUUACCGACAAGAAAAACAUACAUUUGCAACGAAUCGAACCGAUUCUAUGAUACUAAAAACGAUACCCAGAAGAGGCCGACCGCCGAAAGGAGCUAAACUCAUGUCUGAGUUGCUGUUGACCACAAGUCCCAUGGAUAGCAGUGGCAGUGGGGGUGGCGAUGGCGACUCCCCUACGUUGCCAUCUUCGUUGCCCAACCAUGGUACGGGCAUCAUCUACCACAAUUAUUACCAUUAUCCGAUUGUCGAACUCACGGUUCGGCCCUUGCCAAAAAGAUUAGAAGCUGUGGUCGGCAAAUCCAACAUUAAAGUAUGCCUCACUUGUCUAAAACGUUCUGAUAUGGAUCCUGAUUAUUUAAAGAGUUCACUUUAUGUGGGGCCUCAACAACAACAUCAUCAUCAUCAUCAGCAACAUCACUAUGGCAGUGGCUUCAAUAGAAAGAAGAGAACGAAAACCACGUGA
Messenger RNA from Mycotypha africana, 1344 nucleotides. RefSeq lists its product as uncharacterized. Bases 1 to 1344 code for a protein of 447 amino acids. The transcript has 2 exons. NCBI's taxonomy places the organism in Eukaryota, Fungi, Mucoromycota, Mucoromycetes, Mucorales, Mycotyphaceae. The record is from RefSeq and is a predicted model, not a curated record.